UUUACGUAAUCCCGACCUACCAAAUCCAAUCCUAAACCACGCUCCCCUACACUGAACGCUGCUUCACUGAACCGCCACUGUUACUAGCUCCAAACCAAAGAGAACAAAGACAAUGGUGGCGAUUUCUUGUCACUCUAUGCUUCCAUCAAACAAAGUCUCUUUCUCCUCGUCUUCCUAUUCUUUCUCCAGUAAUGUUGUCUCCCAGUCUGCUCGAUUCUCCGGUGUAUCGGUUUCUUCUCGGGUGAUUCGUGGGAGAAUCUCGUUCCAGACCUCCUCUGCUACCUCUUCGUCUUCCUCUUCCGCCAAUGGCAAAGGAAUCCACAGACAAAUGACAUUUAUGAAUAUAAAACUCCAUCUCCUGUAGACUUUUCUUCUCCAGAACUGCAUCUGUUGGAGAAAUUUCAGUUUUGAUUAAUACCAAGAAAAUAUGGAAGGCGAGAUCGUUUGCGUAACUGGUGCGUCAGGAUUCAUUGGGUCUUGGCUUGUCAUGAGGCUUCUUCAACAAGGCUACUUUGUCAGGGCAACUGUGCGCGAUCCUGAAAACAUGAACAAGGUGAAGUAUUUGUUGGACUUGCCAAAAGCCAGCACCCAUCUGAGUUUGUGGAGAGGGGAGCUGGUUGAGGAAGGAAACUUUGAUGAUGUAAUUCAAGGGUGUACAGGGGUAUUCCACGUCGCUACACCUAUGGAUUUCUCUCCGGAUCGAGAUCUAGAGGCUGACAUUAUAAAGCCUACAGUAAAUGGGGUAUUGAACAUCAUGAGAUCCUGCUUGAAGGCAAAAACCAUCAGAAGGUUCAUCUACACCUCGACCACAGGAACUGUUACCGUCCAACCGCCACCUCCGCCGCCGGAGUAUGAUGAGAGCUUUUGGACUGAUGUUGAUUUUUGCUAUGCAGAGAAGAUGCCUGGAUGGUCAUAUUUUGUUGCAAAAACAAAAGCUGAGAGAGCAGCAUGGGAAUUUGCCAAGGAAAAUGGCAUAAGUCUCGUCACUGUUCAUCCAUCUGUGGUGGUGGGUCCAUUUCUUACUCCUUCAAAGCCUUUCAGUAUUGACUUAGGAUUGGCUUUGAUCACAAGAAAUGAAGCACUUUACAAGAUGAUAGCUAGAGGACGAGUAGUGCAUUUGGAUGAUGUGUGCAGCGCUCAUAUAUUCCUGUUUGAACAUCCAGAAGCAAAUGGGAGAUAUAUAUGCUCCAAUCAUAAUUUUACAAUUGUGGAUUUGGCAAAAUCACUGAGCCAAAAGUAUCCUGAGUAUGAUAUUCCUACCAAAUUUGAGGGUAUUGAAGAAUCUCCGAAAGCUAUUUCUUGCUCAUCAAAGAAGCUAUUGGACUUAGGAUUCACAUUCAAAUUUGAGUCUACCAAAUAUGAUGUGGGAGAUUUAUAUGCAGAAGCUUUUGAAUUUUGCAGAGAGAAGGGGAUUAUGCCACAGCCAUAGGGCUAGCAAAGCUAAUGCACAAGGAAGGGAUUCCAUUUCAAGGCCUUUGAUAAUGUUUAAUUAUGAGAUAGACUUAAAAAUUUAGUUUAAUUCUAUCAAUUCAGUCAAAAACUGCAUUGCUUUGCUUACUUAUGAAUUAAAAUUUCUAUUUUUUCUUUUAAAAUUCC
Molecule: messenger RNA, 1596 nt
Organism: Hevea brasiliensis (rubber tree)
Lineage: Eukaryota; Viridiplantae; Streptophyta; Magnoliopsida; Malpighiales; Euphorbiaceae
Product: bifunctional dihydroflavonol 4-reductase/flavanone 4-reductase
Exons: 7
Coding region: 428-1429 (333 amino acids)
Biological process (GO): anthocyanin-containing compound biosynthetic process
Molecular function (GO): dihydroflavanol 4-reductase activity
Source: RefSeq, a predicted model, not a curated record